Molecule: messenger RNA, 1122 nt
Organism: Cyclopterus lumpus (lumpfish)
Lineage: Eukaryota; Metazoa; Chordata; Actinopteri; Perciformes; Cyclopteridae
Gene: psmg3
Product: proteasome (prosome, macropain) assembly chaperone 3
Exons: 3
Coding region: 140-511 (123 amino acids)
Biological process (GO): proteasome assembly
Source: RefSeq, a predicted model, not a curated record
AAUAGCUGACGCUCAACCCGACGGCGCACGUUUGUUUUGGGUGAAACGACAGAGCGCUACUGAAGUUGCUGAAAGUGAAGAGUUUCAGUGCACAACCAGCUUCUCACUUUUCACAGACGAAGCGACAGAGAUCGACAAAAUGUCGUCUGCUGAGCCUGUCGUCAGAACAAAACAGACGGAGAAAGAAGUAAAUGGGAUUUCAACACAGGUCGUCUGUACAGAGUUCAGCAAUUACAUAUUCAUAGUUCUCACUCAGUACGGGAAAAUGGGGACAUUGAUAUCUGUCACACCUGACUCCAGAUCUAAUGAUAUCAGCACCCCAACACUCUCCACCAAAGUACUGCUGGGCAAAGACGAGCCACUGACGCAUGUGUGUGCCAAAAACCUGGCAACCUCUGUGUCUCAAGAAGCUGGCAACAGGCCGGUCUUACUGGGUCUGUCUCUCAAGGAUUCCUCCAUCGAUGCAAUAACACAAAUGAAAGAGAUCAUCAACAGUUGUAAAGUCUGGUAGGGAGUCAACAUAAUGGACACAAAGCCUGAAAGCUGGCUGAAAUACAGGCCUUCUGGAUGCCCCCGAUGUCUCAUGUUUAAAGACUUUACUGUUUACUAAAUGCCAGUCUGUGAUUUGAAGAUGGGGAAAAAAACUGUUGCUGCAAAACUGAAAUGUAUGAAUCCAAUUUUAUUGGGCCUUAUAUUUUUGAUUUGUUGAGGCAGUAAAGUUUUCUUGAACAUAUAUCUGGUUUAUCUGCUUGUAAAGAGGGAUUUUCUGCAAGUCACUGCGCUCUCAGAAAACAGAAGAAUCAAUGUCCAUUGACUAAGUUAUAGUUUGUAAAAUGUGAAAAUUCUGUUUCAUCACUGUAUGAAAUGUGUAUUUUAGAAUGCAAAUAAUCAAAAUUGUUUACUUAAGAGAAUUUAGAAAUAAAGCUAGAUAGACCACUUUUAAAACGUGUCUUUUUUCUGAAGGAUAUUUUAGGCUUUGCACUGGUCAAAUAUUUUAAGCAUCACAAAUAUUCCCAUCAAACUGGAAAAUUGGACCCUGUCUAAUCUUUGUAAUCUGCUUUAUUUAUCAAUCACAUAUGUGAAACACUGGGUGCAAUGCAAUUAAACAUUCAUUUGGAAUAA